This is a messenger RNA of Eptesicus fuscus (big brown bat), 717 nucleotides long. Its product is annotated as leucine-rich repeat-containing protein 20-like. The coding region runs from base 1 to 717 and encodes 238 amino acids. NCBI's taxonomy places the organism in Eukaryota, Metazoa, Chordata, Mammalia, Chiroptera, Vespertilionidae. The record is from RefSeq and is a predicted model, not a curated record. The transcript has 2 exons.
AUGCUGAGGAAGAUGGGUGAGGUGGUGGCCAGAGUUGCGAGGAAGGUCAACAAGAUGGUGGAGAGUGACUCUGACACCCUGGAUCUGGCCGAGUGCAUGAUGGUUUCUUUCCCCAUCAGCAUCUACAAGGUCCUGCGGAAUGUCACUGACCAGAUCCACCUCAUCACGCUGGCCAACAAUGAGCUCAAGUCCCUCACCAGCAAGUUCAUGACCACAUUCUGUCAGCUUCAAGAGCUCUGCCUGGAAGGGAACUUCCUGCACCGCCUCCCCAACGAGGUCAGUGCCCUGCAGCACCUCAAGGCCAUCCACCUGUCUCGGAACCAGUUUCAUGACUUCCCUGAGCCGCUCACCACCCUGCCGGCGCUGGAGACCAUCAGUCUGGAGGAGAACGAGAUUGUGGAUGUGCCCGUGGAGAAGGUAGCUGCCAUGCCUGCCUUGCACAGCAUCAAUCUGUGCUUCAACCCGCUGAACACCGAGGUGCUCGUCAUUGCCCUGCCACUCAUCACGUUUGAUGUGCUUAUGUCUCCAGAGGGCCCCCCCACCUUAGAUUGGCAGGAGCCUGAACCGGGAGUUGUGGGAAAGCUGCGGAGAGAGUGCGAAGGCUGCAGCAGGGCUGACAAUGUUUACAUAGGAGCCCCAGGGCCAUCAGGCCAGGAAACUGGGGAGCAGAUCAAGGUGGCUCUGUCCUUCCUCAUGAUUAAGAAAUUGCUAGAGUGA